Molecule: messenger RNA, 416 nt
Organism: Equus caballus (horse)
Lineage: Eukaryota; Metazoa; Chordata; Mammalia; Perissodactyla; Equidae
Source: RefSeq
AUAAGGACGCUCGCCCUCCUUGCUACUCUUCUCCUCUUGGUCUUCCAGGCCCAGGCUAAGCCCCUGGGAGAGAAAGAUGACCACCUUCCUGCCCAGGACGAGCCUGGGGCCAAGGUUCCAGACACGAUCACCUCCUUGGAGGGGGAUGAAGGUGCCACUCGACAGGCUUCAGGCCAUGAAAAACAAAAGGGGUGUUUCUGCAUAGGCCUACUCUGCUAUUGCACCUGAGCAUCAGUCUGGGACUUGCAAGAGUACCUUCUCUGGCGCCCUCUGCAGUCUUUGUUGUCAUCCCUGAGCUUUGUGGAUUAAAACCCAAAGCAGUACAGCAUUCCAUUUGAAGACCUGAAAAGGGUUUUCUCUUUGUACUUUGCAACUUUUUCUUAUUUCUCUCUCCAAAAUAAACUUCAAGCAUUGAA